Protopterus annectens (West African lungfish) is the source of this 587-nucleotide messenger RNA. RefSeq names its product poly(A) binding protein interacting protein 2 (gene PAIP2). The transcript is spliced from 3 exons. Gene Ontology annotation, biological process: negative regulation of translational initiation. NCBI's taxonomy places the organism in Eukaryota, Metazoa, Chordata, Ceratodontiformes, Protopteridae. Gene Ontology annotation, molecular function: mRNA regulatory element binding translation repressor activity. The record is from RefSeq and is a predicted model, not a curated record. Gene Ontology annotation, cellular component: cytoplasm. Bases 123 to 587 code for a protein of 154 amino acids.
UCACCUGAGUGACUUGAAGGCCGCCGGAACUAGCGCGCACCUGUUAUUUUUAUUUGGAGUAGAAGAAUAGCAACACGAGCGUGCUCAGUUUUGUGUUGAGCCCUUGAUUUUUGUUAUCUGCCAUGAAGGACCCAAGCCGUAGCUGCAGUACUCCAAACAUUGUGAAUGAUGACGUGAUCCUAACUACACAAGCGUACAUUGAUGACAAUCCAUUUGCAGAGUACAUGUGGAUGGAAAAUGAAGAAGAGUUUAAUAGACAGAUAGAAGAGGAGUUAUGGGAGGAAGAGUUUAUUGAAAGAUGUUUCCAACAAAUGCUGGAAGAGGAGGAGGCACGUGAGUGGUUUAUUCCAUCCCGCGACUUCCAGCCAUCCUUGGACCAACUGCAGGAUCAGUUUAGUGGCUUGGUCGUUGCUGAUGCUACAGCACUUGAUGAUCUUGUGGUAUGUAUUCACAUUUUGUUUUUCGCCUCUCCUUAUUUACAGAUUAUUUUUAAGCUGCAGCAUGUAUUAAUCUGGAAAGAGAAGCUAAUGUAUGUUCAGUGUGUGAAAAGUUUACUUGCUCCCAUCCAAACUGUAAUAAAACAUUGA